AUGUCCACCACCUCGGGCUCUGCUUCUGUUUGGCUAUUUCUGCUGUUUGGUUUCCUUCAACUCCUUAAGCUCUCUGGCAACGUUGAAGGUGACGCAUUGAAUGCGUUGAAGAGCAAUUUAAUUGAUCCUAACAAUGUUCUCCAAAGUUGGGAUCCCACUCUCGUCAACCCCUGUACAUGGUUUCAUGUCACUUGUAAUAGUGAAAACAGCGUUACGCGAGUUGAUCUUGGCAAUGCCAAUCUCUCUGGUCAAUUGGUGUCACAACUUGGUGUUCUUUCCAACUUGCAGUACUUGGAACUUUAUAGUAAUAACAUAACUGGAAACAUUCCAGCAGAGCUUGGAACUUUGACAAACUUGGUCAGCUUGGAUCUUUACUUGAACAGUUUACGUGGUACCAUUCCCGACACACUUGGCAAGCUAGAAAAACUACGUUUCCUGCGUCUCAACAACAACACCUUGACGGGGAAUAUUCCCAUGGCUUUGACUAAGAUUCAAUCGUUGCAAGUCCUGGAUCUUUCAAAUAACAAUCUGACUGGAGAUAUUCCGGUCAAUGGUUCUUUUUCACUUUUUACUCCCAUCAGUUACAAAAAUAACCGUCUGAAUCCUCUUCCAGUCACUCCAUCUCCUCCUGUUUCUCCAACCCAGUUCCAAGUUCUCCAGAUGCUUGUUGCAAUCACAGAAAUGAAGAAGAAGAAGAAGAAGAGAGAGAGAGACAGAGAGAGAGAGUUAUAUAACAUCUGA
Molecule: messenger RNA, 741 nt
Organism: Prunus armeniaca (apricot)
Lineage: Eukaryota; Viridiplantae; Streptophyta; Magnoliopsida; Rosales; Rosaceae
Source: the annotation of a GenBank genome assembly